Molecule: messenger RNA, 1833 nt
Organism: Hemibagrus wyckioides
Lineage: Eukaryota; Metazoa; Chordata; Actinopteri; Siluriformes; Bagridae
Exons: 6
Coding region: 1-1833 (610 amino acids)
Source: RefSeq, a predicted model, not a curated record
AUGUCGCCUAUCUAUCAGUUACCACUUUCAGACGACAAAGACAUCGCACCAGAUAAACAAUCGGAUACAGAAACUGAAGGGCUGUUAGCCACCAUCCCAAGUGUGCUCUGGACUCAGCACUCUACGGACGUAGGACUCAUAAAGUCAGCAGGACAGGUUUUGAUAAAACUUAAACCUAAUGUCAGGUACCCGUAUCAGAAACAAUAUCCACUAACACCACAGGCUCAGGCAGGGAUAGGGCCUACACUCGAGGGGUUAUUGGAGGCAGGGGUUUUAAUACCAACACAUAGCCGCUGCAACACUCCAAUAUUCCCAGUUAGAAAACCAAACUCAGAUAAGUGGCGACUUGUGCAUGAUUUACGUGCCAUUAACCAUAUAGUUGAGGCAGAAGCGCCCAUAGUCCCAGAUCCACAUACGUUACUCUCCAACAUCCCAGGCAAUACUAAAUGGUACACGGUUAUUGAUUUGUGUUCAGCAUUUUUCAGUAUUCCACUGCAUCCAGAUUCACAACAUUUGUUUGCGUUCACGUAUAACGGCCAACAGUACACAUACACGAGAUUGCCCCAGGGCUAUUGUGAAAGCCCAUCAAUUUUCAAUCGCAUUGUGGCUAGGGAUCUAGCUUCAUUGGAUAUUGAUAGUCUUCUCCUGACAUAUGUUGAUGACAUCUUGAUUUGUAGCCCAACUAAAGAACAGUGCCAGGCAGACUCCCUAAAAGUAUUGAGACUCUUAGCAGAAAACGGACACAAGGUGAGCAAGGAAAAGUUACAGUUCUGCAAACAGGAAGUAGAGUAUCUAGGAAGAGUUUUGCAUGGCACUAGUCGUAAGCUGUCGCCUACGCAUCUAGAGGCGGUCCGUAAAGCUGAUCAAAAGAAAGCUGCAUUGGUUUGGACGACGGAGGCCAUUGCAGCUUUCGAAAUGCUGAAGGAGGAUCUUUGUACAGCACCAGCGCUAGCGAGUCCUGAUUACGGUAAGCCAUUCUUCCUGUAUGUAUCAGAGAAACGAGGCUUCGCUAAUGCCGUGUUAACUCAGCAACAGGGACCAGGCAAGCAGCCUGUUGCUUACUUUAGCUGCAGGCUAGACAACAUUGAGAGUGCUAAACUAGCCAUCGUCAAAUGUUUAGCGCAUAAAACAGAUGGCUCUUUUGUUACCAGUGGAAACACUACAGCAGAUGAGGCAGCAAAAUCAGCAGCUUUAGGACAUACCAACAUUAUGCUUGUGACCGACUCUGAAGGCGAUGACUACCCAGAAACGGACUUAACCUCCUUAGCCGCAGCGCAAAACUCGGCCUCAGUAGCACCAGAUCCAGGGGCUGGAGCGAGACGUGAAAGAGCGCAGGAGCAGGAUCCACUGAUAAGGGAAUUCGAGACGCGAAGGCGUGAUCCAGCUGUUCCCGCCUCACAACCCCCUUCGGUGUUCGUCGGCAACAUUUCUAAAGACUGUGACAUGACGGCAGAUACAAAAGGAUUGAAGAUUAACGUGUGGAGACAGUGGAAAAAGGACUAUAUUGAUCUGAACCAGCCUGACCUAUCUAAUGGGACUAGGCCGCUGGCUGAUGUAUUCUGGUAUUGUGGAUAUAGUGUUGCUAGGCAGACCCUGCCACCCGGAUGGGGAGGAUGCUGUGCAACAGUGGUGCUGACAGGAAAACUAACUGUGCUGCAAGAAAAGAAGAUUAAUGCAUCAGGUCGACGAAUUAAGCUCGACCUGGGACGAUUUGACAGGAGCAGUGGGGUUUAUGUGGAUUGGAGAGGGGUUCCGAUGACACAUGAGAUUGAGUCUCCGUCUAAACCCAGCAAUGGCAGUGAUGAAUUGGACUUAAUAAAGAUGAUUGCAUAA